AUGUGUUUAGUGAAGUGGCGGUACAACAGGGAAUUACCACCACGGUUCCGGAGCCAUCCUCUCACAGCCACCAGCACCAUGGCAACGGCAAUAACGGUCAUGGUGACGUCAGCUCUGCCGCCGCCACUACAACCCCUACUCUCACUCCUCAUCAGCCAGCUGGACCGCCACCCGCUGCCGCCACCGCCACCCCCGCCAGCGCCUGAAGCCGAAUCCGAAUCCGAAUCCGGAUCCAGGCGGCGGUCCUCUGCGGGUCCGGGUGCGCGCGUGUGUGUGUGGAUGUUGGAUCACAUCGCCCAGAAGGAGCCCUCCGCGGAGAGGUCCCUGAUGCACCGCUACGUACACAGCACAAUGCGGCAUGUCCGCUUCCCACCUAAUGUAUUUCCCAACCCCGCAACCACCACAACAGCAACCGCCAUAACUGCUGUCCGUACAGGUACAACGUGGGUGCUGAUCUGGUUGAGAUGGCCGGGCGGUAUGAUGGAGGAGUGGCACCAGAAGCUGCACAACAACACCUCCCCGGACGACGUGGUGAUAUGUAGGGCCCUUCUGGACUACAUUGCCGCCGGUCUAUCCGUCACCGCCUACUGGCGCACCCUGAGCUCCGCGGGCAUCACCGCCCAACGUCUGGCCUCGUUCGACCGCCCCAUCACCUCCGAGCCGCGGUUCAGCGGGCAGCAGGCGGCGGGCCUUCAGAGGGACCUCACCGCAUACCUGCAGACCCUCCAGGCUGUUCACGGGGGUGAUGACCUGGCCUCAGCCAUAAACAACGUGCUGGGGUACCAGGAGUCGGAUAUGAAGGGGAAGUGCAUUGUCGUACCUGCCGUACCCCACGUCGUCACCCCCACCUUGGAGCGGCACCUGAGGGCCCUUCUGGCGCUGCAACGACACCUGGCCUCCCCCGCGGCGGCGGCGGCGGCGGCGGCUGCAGCAGAUACGACAUCGCGCGGCAGCGGCACCCCGCCGCCUUCCUCGGCGGCUGCUGGAGUACGGAACUCCCCGCUGGCGGCGGUGGCGUCUGGCGGCAGUGGCGGCGCCGCCGCUGGUGCCGCUGCGGUACCGGCGGCGCCCACUCAACGGCCCACUGACGUGGCGUCGCUGUACGGUCUAUCCGGUGCCGUACGGUUGAUGGAGAUGGUGGUGGAGGCGCGUCAUUGUAUCCGGCCGUUCCUGGACGGGGGCGAUUCGGCUUGUGGCGGACGGUUGGUGGACGUGGCGUUCCUUGACCUGGCGCUGGACAGCGCUCUAAGAACCGCCGUUGAAGCCAACAUAGGGCCCGUCAAGAAGACCAUCGCCGACGCGACUGCCAUAUACAUCGCUGCGGCGGCGGCCGGGAAGGGAGCCAACGGCGGCGGCGGCGGCAGGGCCAACGGCGCCGCCGGCCGGGUUAUUGGUAACGGUAAUGGUGGCGGCGGUGGCGGCUCCGUGCUGCCCCUCCGUGGCUCCUUCGCGGCGGCGGCGGCGCUGACCCAGGCCUCCACACCCCACCCAACCUCUAAAGCCCUGCAAGCAAACAAACAAACAAUCCUGAAUCGGGACAACAAAUUAUUAUCUCAUCGCCCUAUUUCUAUGAAACCCUUAUCCAAACGAAUUCCACCCGGACACCCCCAACACCCCCAACAUGCUCUGGAGGUGGUUCGGCUGGCGGCUGAGAACGCGGCCCUCAGCUGCUGCCCGAAUGACGACCUUGUGUACUCCAACAAAUGGCUAAGGCUGCUGGUGGCACAAGAGGACCCACGGGACGCUCGUGACCGCAUGUUGCAAGCCCUGGCCAUUGCGGAGCGGUUGAAGCGCUUCCUGGCGGACCACGGGGCGGCGCUCAUAGGCCUUAUACAGCCGGCAGCGGAGGCCCUGGCAGACAGACUAAAAUUGCAGCCGGCGGCGGUGAGCGGCGUGGGGGAGGAGGUGGUUCGAGGCAGCAGCGGCGCCCCUCUGGCUCAGCUGCUGGCUUCCCUGGAGCCGGCUCUGCGGCAGGCGACCGGGGGCGGGCCCUGGCAGCAUGAGGUCAUGCGUGAGCCCACCGUACUGCUCGUGGAGGGAAUCACGGGUGCUGAGGAGAUUCCCGAUGGCUGUGUGGCUGUGCUGGUGGGGGGAGGCGCCUCGGGGCCUGGCUGCCCCGACGUGCUCAGCCACAGCGCUGUGAGGGCCCGCAACAUGGGGGUGUUGCUAGCAGGCUGCCACUGCACGGAGCUGGUGUCGCGAAUCAAGUCCCACGGGGGUAGUCGAGUGAUGGUGCGACUGGAGGGGGCCGACGUGCAGAUCAGCUUCAGUAGCACGGGAGCAGCCGGGGCGGCGUUGACAGCGGGGGAUGGCGCUGCUAAGUGACGAGGAGGCAGACGACGGGUGGAUUGGGCUUUGAGCAUGUCAUGGUAGAUUUUGGAUGUAUUCGCAGCUGGAAAUAUUCUUGGCAUCACCCAAGGGUUGGUCCGUUGUGUAGGGACUGCAACACAACGGAUUGAGGCCGUCCCCACUCCCGGGGAUGCGGUGGAGCAGCGGAUGGUGGGGGGGAGGUAGAUUGAUAUGCAUAGACGAGGGACGAUGAUGUGCUGAACAGCAGACGUGGGAACGCAUUAGCGGACGCCUCCGCUGUUUCUUUCCGUUGCAACUCGUUGCUCGCGAGGGGGAGGAUCUGCGGCCUGUGCUCACCGAUUGCGAUUGCGUUGCUACCAUUGGCUUGGUUGCUGGGUCUGCUGAGGAUAAGACACCUUGUUCGACGGAUUGGUCGGCAAGGAGGACGUAUCUUUGUUAUUCGGUAGCUAAAGCUGUUGAUUGCUUUUAUUGGUUGCUGUAAGUUCAAAUAAUUUGUAUUGACUGCCUGAUAUUGGUCGUUGGUUUUAUUGU
This is a messenger RNA of Volvox carteri f. nagariensis, 2841 nucleotides long. RefSeq lists its product as uncharacterized. The transcript has 17 exons. Bases 1 to 2325 code for a protein of 774 amino acids. The record is from RefSeq and is a predicted model, not a curated record. Lineage: Eukaryota; Viridiplantae; Chlorophyta; Chlorophyceae; Chlamydomonadales; Volvocaceae.